Molecule: messenger RNA, 1331 nt
Organism: Musa acuminata subsp. malaccensis (wild Malaysian banana)
Lineage: Eukaryota; Viridiplantae; Streptophyta; Magnoliopsida; Zingiberales; Musaceae
Product: E3 ubiquitin-protein ligase At1g63170
Source: RefSeq, a predicted model, not a curated record
UGAUCACCCUUGGAGCUAAAGCAAGGUUGGUUAGAUUCUUGGUCACCAUCUUAGCCCAACCCCCCACCUUACUCCCCCGCAUUCCACCUUACUAAGCAAACCAUGGCAUCCUGACCACCCACCAAGCAUCUCUGUGAACAAGCUUACUCUUAUCUUUUGUGUGUUUUGGUUGGUGGAUUUCCAGAGUUCAGCUUUCAUCAUGAAUCCAACCUCUGUUCCAUGAAUCUUCAUCACUGUUUCAGCAGCGGAACUCGUUCCCAGAUGCCGCCGGCUGCAGGUAACAACGACGGAGCUCGGGCGUUGCCUCUCGCGUUGUUGAUGAGGAUGGCCAUGAGGGUAUCUCGAGCUCGAUGGUUCAGCUUCUUGAGAAGGGUGUUCAGGUAUCAGAACGGGUCGAGGUCCGACUUGGUCUCCAACCCCUUCAAUGCCAGGCCAUGGUUGGCCCUGGAGCUCGCUGCUCUGGUAGCGCAGGUUGUCAUCAUCACAGCGACGAUGGCUACGUCUCGGAAGGAGAACCCAGUUUGGCCGCUCAGGAUUUGGCUCACUGGCUACAACCUGGGCAAUCUCCUCAGCCUUCCCCUCCUCUACUGGCGAUACCGCCACUCCACCGCCGGCCUUAACACUGACGUCGAACAACAGAGGAGCAAUGACGACUCCAGCAGCUCUUCUCACCUGAUGAACAAGUCGAGGACGUUCCUGGAGCUGUUCUUCGCGAUGUGGUUCGUGAUGGGAAACGUGUGGAUCUUCGACUCGCGGCAUGGGUCCUUCGACAGAGCUCCGAAGCUGCAUGUGCUCUGCGUCUCCAUCCUCGCCUGGAACGCCAUCCUCUACUCCUUCCCAUUCCUGCUCUUCCUGCUGCUCUGCUGCUGCGUCCCCUUCAUCAGCAAUCUCAUAGGGUACAACAUCAGCUUAGCCUCCACCGAGCGAGGCGCGUCGGAGGACCAGAUCGCGAGGCUACCCCGUUGGCGAUUCAAAGACGUCAAGCCAACAGCGGACGGCGUCGCAACCGAGAACCAAGAGUGUUGCAUAUGUCUCGCCAAGUACAGUGACAAGGAGGAGGUGAGGCAGCUGCCAUGCUUGCAUGUGUUCCAUCUCAACUGCGUGGAUCAGUGGUUAAGGAUCAUGUCUGCUUGUCCUCUAUGCAAGCAGGGGCUUGAGAACUGAUGCAGCCGCCAAUCCAGUAAUGAAGUACACGGAAUCAAAUCCAUUGCCGAAGGCGUCCAGUUCUCAGGAAAACACUUUUUCUUUUUCCUUUUUGUUUUAAGAUACAGAAACAUGUGAGUAUUAAGGGUGCCUGAAAUGAUUCGAGAUGUGUACUACAUUCAUAACAC